GUUAUCCUCUUAUCACCGAUACUAAUACUGAUAAGACCCUAAUAAAAUAUUAUUUAACUCAAUGGUAAAAGAUACGAAAUUUGUAAAUGCAAACAUGAAGUGUUUUCAUAAAUAAUGAUAAAGAUUUAUCAGGAAAUGAAAAUAAAUUGGAAGUGCCGUUUUUUAUUAUUAGUAAUCAAUAACUGAAAGGUAAUCAAAGUUGUAUGCGUGAACAGUAUACUUUUUCGCGGUUUAAUCUUAAUUAUGCGAAUAAACAUUCAUAAAGUUAAGUUCAUUUCGAAAUAACCGUGUGCGAAUCCGUACUAAAUUAAGAAGACGUCGAGCUUACACAUCUAAAUUGGAAGUUUUAAUGUAGUGAAGAAGUGAGUGAGUUAAUGUUAAUAAUGGACGAUGGGUGCCGUCUUUUUGACCCACGUGAUUUACACCAAACGGAGAUGCUACUAGAACGAUACCCCACGUCAGAAAGUCCACUAGAUCUGCGUGGUCAACAGGGAAACCAAAUAGAAGGUAAUAAACAGAAAGAUGAUAUUUAUGGUAAAGAAAAAGCAUCCCCGAAAAAAUCUUCGAGUCUCAUCAAACCGCCUUACUCCUACAUUGCGUUGAUUACAAUGGCAAUUUUACAAUCGCCACACAAAAAACUAACGUUGAGCGGUAUUUGCGAAUUCAUAAUGACAAGAUUUCACUAUUACCGUGAGAAAUUUCCCGCAUGGCAAAAUUCUAUUCGGCACAAUCUUUCGCUGAACGACUGCUUUAUAAAGAUACCACGUGAGCCUGGUAAUCCAGGGAAAGGUAACUAUUGGACUCUUGAUCCUUUAGCAGAAGACAUGUUUGAUAACGGUAGCUUUCUGCGAAGGAGAAAGAGAUACAAGCGACCAUCACCGACGAAUUUGCUACUGCGGGACCACCACAGCUCCGCAAUGGUAGCCUCAUUUUUAAAUCAGGAAAACUACCAACACGGACUGUUUUCCCACCCGAGUUUACACAACCCAUACUCAUACAUUCCCAGUUUGCCAACGAGUCUACCGAGCGGGCUGCCCUUUUUGCCUCCGUUGGAUCUGGCCCGAUUAGGUUUGGGACAUUUAAAUAUCCUUCCCCAGCCGUCUAUAUGUAAGCCGGUUCCGGUACAACCUCCCAGUGUUACGCCGGUUUCCGACGUUGACGACAUCACCAGUACCGAAAUUUACAAAAAGGCGAAGAGUGGAUUUUCGAUAGAAUCGCUUAUCGGAAGUGAAGAGGACAAACAAAAACCUUUACAUAUUGUAAAUAUACGCUCUGAAAGUCCCGAACCGAUUAAUAUGUCGCCAAAAUUUGUACCGAUUCAUAAUCAAGUUUCAGCGUUUUCUCCUUUGUCGUCAUCAGAUGAUUGGACUAGGUGAAAUUAUUCCUGUGAUGAUUGAAUCGGUAAAACUGUACGGGAUCAGGCAAGUGUAAGUGAUAGAGAUGCUCCUUGAUUUAAUCCAAAGCCAAAGAUAUUAAUUUUGUGAUUACGAAGAUGCAAUAUGUCGUAGAAUUGUACAAAUUAUAUUAUAGAGUGUGUGUGCGUAAAAUGUAUUUAAAUUAUAGAGUGACUGUUAGAAUUUCUCGUAAUUUACAAUCAUUAACAUUCCAAAUCCUUUUAAUUUUGAAGGAAUAUGCUAAAUCAGUCUCAGGCGUAUUUCUUGUGAUCGCAGAGAUUUCCUUUGUAAAA
Photinus pyralis (common eastern firefly) is the source of this 1687-nucleotide messenger RNA. RefSeq names its product forkhead box protein D3-like. NCBI's taxonomy places the organism in Eukaryota, Metazoa, Arthropoda, Insecta, Coleoptera, Lampyridae. The record is from RefSeq and is a predicted model, not a curated record. Gene Ontology annotation, biological process: regulation of transcription by RNA polymerase II; cell differentiation; anatomical structure morphogenesis. Bases 375 to 1376 code for a protein of 333 amino acids. The transcript has a single exon. Gene Ontology annotation, molecular function: DNA-binding transcription factor activity, RNA polymerase II-specific; RNA polymerase II cis-regulatory region sequence-specific DNA binding.